Messenger RNA from Papaver somniferum (opium poppy), 932 nucleotides. RefSeq names its product acyl-coenzyme A thioesterase 13-like. The transcript has 3 exons. Gene Ontology annotation, molecular function: fatty acyl-CoA hydrolase activity. The record is from RefSeq and is a predicted model, not a curated record. The coding region runs from base 152 to 616 and encodes 154 amino acids. NCBI's taxonomy places the organism in Eukaryota, Viridiplantae, Streptophyta, Magnoliopsida, Ranunculales, Papaveraceae.
CCACAACAUCACCCAUGGCUGAACUAGAUCUGGAAUCUAGCACUGAAACAAGCUAUUAGUCGAUGAGAGGAUCGGUUUUCGAGAUUUUCACUUUAAUAGGAGGAGUACUAUCUGGGUAAGAAGAGAAUAGAGAGACGGGUCCGGGAAGACAAUGGAUUUGGAAUCAGUGAAGAAAUUGUUGGAGACAACAACAUCAUCAGAAGGGGAAGAAAUUUAUGACUCACCAGGUUCAUCAUUCGACCCUUUAAUCAUUCAAGGAAUCAAAGUUGAUCUUAUUGAACCAGGUCGAAUUAUAUGCUCCAUGAAAGUCCCUCCUCGUCUCCUUAACUCUGGUAAUUCUCUACAUGGUGGAGCAAUGGCAUCCCUUGUUGAUAUAAUUGGGGUUGCUGCAAAGAACACAGCUGGUGCUAAAGCUAGUGGCGUUUCUGUGGGAAUCAACAUUUCUUACCUGGAUUACGUGUAUCUUGAUGAAGAAAUUGAGAUUGAAGCGAAUGUUGUACGGGUCGGAAAAGCAGCCAGAGUUGCCAUGGUAGAGUUAAGGAAGAAAAAAACUGGGAAAAUUGUUGCUCAGGGGCGCCAUACCAUGUACCUUGCUGUCUCUAGUAAACUUCGUUAAUUCGACCCAAUGAUUCCUAAACUCCAGGCACCUAGCGAAUAGAUAUGGAUAGUGAUAGAUCCAGCAGAUUUUAUUUUUAUUUAUUACUCCAUUCAUCCAUGUUUACUUGUUUAAUUAUGGUUUUUCAUACAGUACACCCUUGAUAGAAGUCUUCAAACCCUUAAUUGAAGAUUACUAUUGUGGGCAUCAGCUGCAGGGCAUAGAGUGUACCUUAGUGAUGAACAAUUGGGAGGCAAUUUUUAUGUAAUUUUGUGUAAUCUUCUUUUCUGUUUUUUUCUACCUUGGUAGACUCGAUGUACAUUCCUUUCUCUAAUGA